Messenger RNA from Cryptomeria japonica (Japanese cedar), 531 nucleotides. Its product is annotated as deoxypodophyllotoxin synthase-like. Lineage: Eukaryota; Viridiplantae; Streptophyta; Pinopsida; Cupressales; Cupressaceae. The record is from RefSeq and is a predicted model, not a curated record. The coding region runs from base 1 to 531 and encodes 176 amino acids. The transcript is spliced from 3 exons.
AUGGGGAGCUUUCCGUGUGGUGAAUCAUGGAGUAGAACAGGAGCUUCUGCACACUGUGGAUUCAGUUUCUCGAGAUCUCUUCAAUAUUCCACCCCAAGUAAAAGAAAGAGCGAUUCUGGUAUUUCAUUUGAUGGGUAUUCAAAGACUGGUGGUCAUUCUGUUGGCAAAGCCAUGAGUUUACCGACAGUACUAACUUCUGGUUCACUUCAACGAUAUGCACAAAAGCUAUGGCCGCAAGGAAAUCCUAAGUUUUGUGAGAGCUUAACAACAUGCAGUUCCAAGUUAGCGAAUUUGACAAAUUCCUUACUAAAAUCGAGUCUUCAAGGUCUAGGCCUUAGCAAACAUUUCCAAACUGAUUUUGUAGAUUGUGAGUUUGUUCUUCAUCUCAAUUAUCUCUCAGAGUGUGAGAAAGCAAGUGAUGGAAAUGCUAUUCAUUUGAAGGAGCACAAGGAUUUGGGUGUGAUGACAAUUUUGUACAAUGACCAAAUGAAUGGUGAUAUUCCUUUGGUUGCAGAUAUGGAGCAACGAUAG